UGGGAAGCCACGCGGAGGCGGAGGCUGGGAAGACAUCCCCGGACUGGAGAUUUGCAGGGUGACAUCAGACAGGUGACUCAAGCCGGGAGUGACAUCAGACAGGUGACUCAAGCCUGGAGCCUCCAUUUCCUCAUCAGCUGAACGAAGAUGGAGACUUGACGCCGCAGGGUGUCGCGGAGGGUCACAGAGGAGAGGGUGCUUCAAGGAUGACCGCAUCGUCUUCUGGACGUGGAUGUUCUCUACCUACUUCAUGGAGAAAUGGGCGCCGCGGCAGGACGACAUGCUUUUCUACGUGCGCCGGAAGCUGGCGUACCCAGGCGGUGAGGGCAGCGCGGACGGGAGGAAGCGGGCCGAGGCGGAGCCCGAGGUGGAGGUGGAGGUGUACCGGCGCGACUCCAAGAAGCUGCCGGGCCUUGGAGACCCCGACAUUGACUGGGAGGAGAGUGUUUGCCUGAACCUCAUCCUGCAGAAGCUGGACUACAUGGUCACCUGUGCCGUGUGCACGCGCACUGAUGGGGGGGACAUCCACAUCCAUAAGAAGAAAUCCCAGCAAGUGUUUGCGUCCCCCAGUAAGCACCCCAUGGACAGCAAGGGGGAGGAAUCCAAGAUCAGCUACCCCAACAUCUUCUUCAUGAUCGACAGCUUCGAGGAGGUGUUCAGCGACAUGACUGUGGGGGAGGGAGAGAUGGUCUGCGUGGAGCUGGUGGCCAGUGACAAAACCAACCUGUUCCAAGGGGUCAUCUUUCAGGGCUCCAUCCGCUACGAAGCCCUCAAGAAGGUGUACGACAACCGAGUGAGCGUGGCUGCCCGGAUGGCACAGAAGAUGUCGUUUGGCUUCUACAAGUACAACAACAUGGAGUUCGUGCGCAUGAAGGGGCCACAGGGCAAGGGCCACGCGGAGAUGGCCGUCAGCCGCGUGUCUACUGGGGACACGUCCCCCUGCGGGACUGAAGAGGAUUCCAGCCCGGCCUCACCCAUGCACGAGCGGGUGACCUCCUUCAGCACGCCCCCCACCCCGGAGCGGAACAACCGGCCCGCUUUCUUCUCCCCGUCCCUCAAGAGGAAGGUGCCCCGGAACCGGAUCGCGGAGAUGAAGAAGUCGCACUCGGCCAACGACAGUGAGGAGCUCUUCCGCGAGGACAACGGCGGGGCUGAUCUGCAUAAUGCCACCAACCUCCGGUCUCGGUCCCUGUCCGGCACGGGGCGGUCCCUGGUUGGGUCCUGGCUGAAGCUGAACAGAGCGGAUGGCAAUUUCCUUCUCUAUGCACAUCUGACCUACGUCACGUUGCCACUGCAUCGGAUUUUAACAGACAUCCUGGAAGUUCGGCAGAAGCCCAUCCUGAUGACCUAGCCGUGUGCAGAGCCUGCGCAGAGCCCCCCAGCCCUGCCCGGCCCUGGGGGUGCUGCCAAGUGCCUACCUGUCCACCGCCACCGGGGUCUUCUGUGACAGCCCAGCGCCGGAGCCGGAGCCAGGCGGGGCCGCUCGCCUCCUGGGGCCAGGGCCGACUCCACGAACACCAGCCCAAACUGAAGUGCCUCUUUCUCCCCUGCCGGCUCGGCUCCUGCACCACCCCCGUGCCCGCCUGCCCGCCCGCCCCCCUCCAUCCCCGGUCCAUCUCUGCAGCACCCUCUGCACCCCGAGAGGCCCAGAGAUGCCAAGAGGCUGUGAGAGAGCAGAGGAGCGGCCGGCGGCCAGAGCGUGUCCGGACCGACCGACCCGACGUCUGCGCGCAGACCGCUGGUGGACAGGCCCCCGAGUGUCCGCGCCUCCCCGAGAACUGGCUCACGGUUCCGUCCUGCUGUACCCAUGAACUUCCGCGUCCGAGUUAGGCCCGACUUGUCCGCCCUCCCUUGUUUACCGCUUGGUUACACAUGGGUGGCCUCGGGGAGCCGGGGCACGCAGCUGUCUGAGGGUUUUGCCCUGGGCUGGGAAUACCUCACCCCACGCCCGGUUCCAGAAAGGCCCCAAUCCUGCCAGAAUGGCCUUUGCUUCCAGCCAAAGAGCACCACCAACACACACACCUCCGCCUUGGAGACAUCCCGCUCUGCGCCGCGGCUGGCGUGACCCACAGAAUCGGGACUCUGAGAGCAGGUGGGACAGCCUGGUGGUCAGACAGGAGAGGAGGGUUGGGGGCGGGGGCCGGCCUCCUCCCAGGAAGGUUCUAGGCAGAACCUCCGUCCUCGGGGGGCCGGGGAGGGGAUAGGCUGUUUUCCUGGAGCUUGCUUUGGCAGAGUGCGCUGGUCCCGUUUCUCAGACCGGCUCACUGAGGCAAAGAGGACUUGACCUCCAGGCGGCUGGCCCAGUGGGUUUGCGCGAGCGGCCUUGUUGGGGCCGGAGGGAUUCCCACCUGUGAUGGAUGACACGCUGUGCUCUUCUCAACACCACGAGCCCUCUCGAGCGGAAGCGUUCCCCUGCCCCACUGGGAAUAAACUGUCAGCUGGGUCUCUGUUGCGAUGUUGUUUUGUUUGGAGUCCCCAGAAGUAUCGGAGGGUUUGCUGUGUGCACGGAGACCCUCUCUGCGGGGAGGAGUGGUUGGAGGGCUCCUCCUCCCACUGCUCUAUUCUGCGCGCUCUGAGGGUUUGCGCUGGGCUCCGGGAACAGGGGCUACCUUGGGGCUUUUGCUAGAUUUUAUACGCUGUUAUUAAAGCAAGCUGUUGCAUUUCAUUCUGCCUCAGUUGGCCCACCUGUAAAAUGGGGCUGAUACCACCUACCUCAUGAAGCGUCCAGGGUUCUGGUGCACGACUGGGUCAGGCAGCCUCUUGCAGAGCUUGGGUCCGGGCAGACUCUCGGACUCUCAGAUGCUUCCCCCAGCCGUCCUCUGUGUGGUGGGGCUGGGCUGGAACAUUCUCGUCUUCUGUGGCAGUGCCCAGCCCCCGCUUAGCCGAAUCCCAGCUGUCUGCACAAUUUUACGUUCCAGAGUGGUGUUUCAGGACAGCACAGAGUCGGGCCUCUCCGCCACGUGCUGGGGCAGAGCCUCUGAUCCCUGAGCACGGCCCCAAGUUCCAGAAGUGUUCUCCAGGGGAGCCAAAUGCUGCCGCCACGUUUGUGUCCAGGGAGGCUAAGAUACAGCUUCAGGAAUUCUCUCUCCCUGGUCGUCCGGGGUCUGAAGACUCUGGAAUUCAGGUCUUGGGGGAAAUACAGCCCCGGUGUAUCUUCCACGGAAGGAUGAGGUAGUCAAACAGACGCAGGAAGAUGGCGGCCCUCCCUCUGCUCUCAGGGUCCCCCCACUGGAACCAAACCCUGAGGCUCAGCCACCCACUGCUGGCGGAGCCGUGGGCACAUCCGAUGCCCCCUCUGUAAAGUGACAGAUGCACAUCACAGGUCACCUGAGGGCCAUUUGCAGUAAUGCGCACAAGGGCUUUGCUGGUCGUAGAAAUGGGCGCCACAGUGGCGUUCCAGAGAUGACCCCUCGUUUGUAAUGUGCCAACGGCGUACACGGCGGCUUGGCUGUUUCCGCUCCCACACCGGGGCAUCGCUCACACACACGGGCUCGGUCGUCAUCCCCAGCCUCAGGCCCGGCCAACGGCCCACCCAGGCGUCCGCGACACCGCUGCCCUGCGACAGACGGGAGCGUGUGGGCGGCAGCGUCCGCCCUCCACCCUUUCCCUCUUCCGGAGGUUACGUCUGAAACUGAAUUUUAAUCACGCUUUUUUGAGAGGCACUUGGUCACUAGGCAGUAAGCUGUCACCCUGAGGUUCUUUUCAAAGUGACAAAGGACAUCAGUGACAGAGUAAGAGAUGACAAGUGAUGGGGCCAAGCCCAGCCCCCCAGUGUCCUGGCGUGUCCGGCUGUCACUUCUUGUAAGGCCAUCUUUCAUGUUUCUGGAAACACGCCUGUCUCUUGUGUAACGCGGGGAUGACCAGAGCACGUGCACAUUUCUCCAGUGGGAACUGGAAUCAAAGUGUGGUUUUCCUGUGAAGGCACCGCGGUGUCACUUUUUAGGACACGAAUAAGAGAGCAAGCUCUCCUUUCAUAAGAAAUGUCACGGUCCUGGCCUCUGAUGGGCGGCCUGUGGCCUCUCGACCCCCUUCCAGUGCCCGCGGGCCGAGGGGGCAUUCGGUCUCGCACGCUGAUGUCUUCCAGGAGCUUCCAGUUGCUGGUAGAAAUAGCCGAGGCUCAGCAUCUCAGAAAAAUCUUAUUUAAAAUGUAAGCGACAGGGAAGUCAUCCACAGAGAACAAAAUCUUCCAGAGCCCGGUCGCCUUGCGGAUGGCUAGAUUUUCCGACGAGUCCCGGUCCCGGGAACGUGGACUCUUCAAGGACGGCGCGCACGUGAACUGGUCAGGUUCCUGUCCUCCGCGGAGCCCUGGCCACUCGCGACGCGACACCAGCCCGGUGGGACUGCUCUUCCAAGGAUCCAGCUAGGAGGAGACUGGGAGCCGCUGCUGCUGUUGGAAGCACAGACCGUCUAGACAGCAGAAUCGAAAAGUGAAAUAAAAACUUGCUUUUUCCUCAUCAGAAGACAUUCCCGAAGGCAGGCCCCCCGUGCGGUUGGCAAAUUCUAGUGACUUGGCUUGAAGAACACAUCGGAUGCUGUCCCAACAGGGAGGCUCGAAGUCGUUGGCCGAGAACCUUCAAAGAUGUCACAUGUGCAAAAGCUGCCAGCGUUGCCGGGAGCCUCAAGAGGUCUCUGGCAAGUGACUGCGCUAGAACCGGGUUUCCUAUCUGGUCUCGAACAUCGAGCGGCUGUUGGCGUGAUGGGGAUUCUUCUCACCUUUGGAUCAGAAAGCAGGUUUCUCUUAAAACACAUCAGGCUCCGGGAGGGCAGCAAGCCCGUGCCGGCUGCCACCAGGCCCCCUGAGCAGGAGCGGAAGCGGGAGGCCCUCCAGGGUCCCAUGGCCAGGGUGCCACGCGGCCUCUGGGGGGCUUGAGCCCUCAGGCGGUUUGGGGGGUGGUGCACGCGAGGCUGCUCCCCUCUGCUCCUUUCCACUGGCUGAUGUGGUGCGGACGUGGUCCUCGGUGGGAGGAGAAAUCCUCUGAUCCUUUCUCUGAGCCGGUCUCGAAUGGUCUGGAGAACCAGGACACCCGCCCGCAGAAGCCAAGUCACCCGGACACCAAGAGGCCCGGCCGGCCGUGGGUUCAGACCCCCACAGUGGGGAGAGUUUGUGUUUACAGUUUUUCUACCAUCCCCAAGACAAGAAGGCACCUUGAUUUUUCGCAGCCCGGAGCUCAGGAGACCAGAGGUCACGGCCGAGCGGCUGGGGGCAUUCCGUUUUUCUCAAAGGCCGGGCGGGUUAGGUGUUCACAGCGUGCACUCACGGUUCCCAAGCAAACUCUCUCCCUGUGAGAAGAAUCAAAACCUGCAAAGAAAACCUGGGGCAAUUUUUCACAACUUUGAGGCUUAACUAAAAUGAUUUCUACAAAAUAUAUUUUGGCAAAAGCACCAGAAUGGUGUAAUCAAACAUGUUAGGAUCUCGUGGUCAGGGGUAUUUCCAUGAACAAGCAGCUUCCCGGUUCACCAUCUUCCGCGUACAGAAACCAUCUCUGGGCAGCAUUUGGUUGGCUGUGAGCUGUUAAGUUUUUGCAUUUCUGUUCAAAGUUGAUUUGCAUGUUGGAUAUUAAAUUUGUUUUUCCUCAGUGUUUUCCUCUGAUGAAUCUGUACUUGGUUAUUUUUUCUUUCUUUAACGGGUAUUUCAGAUCAAAUACAGACGUUACGGCAAUGCAUAAACUUAGUGACUGAACCUUAAUUUGCCCCCAAAGAUUUCUUCUUCGAGCGUUUUUGGAGCUUUCACAGGAGUUCCUUUCUAGAAAUGCUGGAGAUGGACAGAAACCAGCCCGGGCCGUGGCUCCGGCCACGCUGGGUCAGCCACAGGGUCAGGGCGCCCUCGGACAGGGUUUGGUUCCAGGUACUAUUUGCAAAAUCCAAACACAAGAUACGCGUUUCAAGUUUCGCUCCCAGUCCCCACAGAGCAGUAGCUUUUUCUGGAGUACCUCUUACAAAGGUCUCAUGCAUGGUAGAAUGCCUAGGAUCAGAGUCAGGAGUCCCUCCCAACAGGCUCCCUGGGCUGCGGGGAGAGUUUCCGGGGGCAGGCGCGCUGUUGCACAUUUCUGGAGCUGACUCCGCCUACCAGAGGCUGACAGAGGCUCGGCGGCAGUGGGCUCACUCGCCCCGGGAGCAGACAAACUCUAAGUUGUGUCUCAGGUGGUGGGCAGGCGUCAGGCCUCCGCCACGGCGGGAAGUUACAUGAGAGGAAGUGAGAGCACAGAAGGGGGGUCUGAGAGGAACAUGUACACAAAUCUAGAAACACAGUGCGAACCAUCACAUCGAGGUUGUCUCUUGCAAACAUCCGUUGCGGUAGAAACAUCCAAACCGGGAGAAUUUUCUGAGGCAGCUUCACCAAGGGCAGAUUGCCUGAGCGGUCAUCAAGCAGGCAGUCUGGUAGUGAAACUUUUAAAAGACAAUGUCUUUGUUGCCAUCCAGGUCAAACCCCCUUCUCAUUGAAGAGGUAGGAGGAGGCCCCUUUAAAACAGUCGCCUGAAAACUAUUUAACAGCUCUUCUUGGAGAAAGCUGCACCAGAACCCCGUCCUAGGGGCUGCCUCCUCCUCGAGGCUAAUGCUGCUGUCUGAGUCCUUCUAGCCCGUCCUCGAGGAACGUCCAGGAACUACCAUCAUGGCCUAGCUUUAGAAAUACAUGUUGGCUGGAAGAGAAAACCUUUGGGAAUUUUCUGUAGGGAGGAGGGGAAAAUGUAAAAUAAAUUAAUCCAUGCACAAUCCUAGUUCAUUGUAUAUAUACAUGCUGAACGGAUAAGCCUGCUGUGCUUCGUGAUUGUUAAAAUGAGGGGAACAACUGGGAAACUUAUGUGCGAAGGGAGGAUGUUUGUUUUGGGGGAUGACAAAACAAAAGACUUCCUUUCUUAUGCUCACAGCUGACUUGGCCUCUACCUAAGCCAACAGGUUUGACAAGAUUAUUUCUUUUCCUAUGUGUGGAUUAAGGGUCUUUCAUCUUGGAAUCUGACUUUAAUAAAACAAUUAGAUUGCUCAGUUUGAAA
Molecule: messenger RNA, 6989 nt
Organism: Mustela erminea (ermine)
Lineage: Eukaryota; Metazoa; Chordata; Mammalia; Carnivora; Mustelidae
Product: KIAA0930 ortholog
Exons: 10
Coding region: 233-1351 (372 amino acids)
Source: RefSeq, a predicted model, not a curated record